Molecule: messenger RNA, 853 nt
Organism: Pecten maximus
Lineage: Eukaryota; Metazoa; Mollusca; Bivalvia; Pectinida; Pectinidae
Product: chondroitin proteoglycan 2-like
Exons: 4
Coding region: 123-590 (155 amino acids)
Cellular component (GO): extracellular region
Molecular function (GO): chitin binding
Source: RefSeq, a predicted model, not a curated record
UUUGGACAAUAAUGCUACUGUUAAUGACGGGAUGUACCGUGGUAAUAAUAUAACCAGCCACGAGACAUAAUCAUUAUAUAUUGCUGAGCCAGACGACGACGGUUUGUUAAUUGACACGAAACAUGGUACCGAGGGAUAUAUCUAUGAUUUGUAUGAGUUUGGUCACUUUGGUACCAGUUGUGUUGUCUCUGAAUUGUACCGGUAAACAGGACGGCGUGUACGACCAGGGUUGUCGAUCGUACACCAAGUGUGACAAUGGGACGGCUGUAGUUAUGUUUUGUAUAACUAGGACCGCGUACAACAGGGACACAUUCACAUGUGAUGAUGCGUUCAAUGUACCACCUCCUUGCGGUACGUACCGGGAGUGUUCAGCACUUGACGAUGGAACCUACCCUGAUAUUGACAUGAUGUGUACGUCAUACUAUACCUGUAACAGAGGGCAGUUCUUCGGGCAUUCAUUGUGUCCCGCAGGGUUAGUAUUUAACCAAGGAUUACAGGUGUGUGAUUGGCGAUUUAAUGUUUCUAAGCCGUGUGGAACUCUGCCAGCGACUGAUCUCGCCAUGACUAUCGACGAAUACGUGACUGUAUAAUUAAAUUAAAUAGUGAUAUAUUUUGAUUCUCAUUAUUGUUAGAAAGCAAGACGUCAUGCAUGAAAAGUAUAUCGUAUUUUUUUUACCGGUCAUUAAUGCAAUCAGCGAUCCACAGGGAUAGCAAUUGUCAUACAGAAAAAGUAUAUUGUACCCGACAAUGAUGCCUCUUGAAUUGAUUUCUAUAAAGACGUAUAUAAGUGAUUUCUAUGGCAAGCCAACUUAACAUCUAUUCAAGGAGCAAUGUCGAUCUUGUAUUUCAGAAA